GAACGCCGCCCAGCCGACGCGUCCUUUUCGGUGCUCUCUCUGCUUCACCUUCACGCACGCACGCUUCCCCAAUCCCAUCCAGCAAGCAAGCAGCAGCCCCCGUCGCCGUCCGUCACCGUCGUCGUCGCCGCGGUCCAGCCCUCCGGUCGGCGCUGUGCGUUGAUCCAGGUUGCUGACGCGUAGGCGAAAUCCGUGCGAGUUCUGCAGAUCGUCGCCGGCAGACAAUGUGGGGCGAGAGGGCUCAUCACAGGCAUGGGCACCAUCACGACCACGUUCCGUCCGGGGGUUCCAAGGACCGGCAGCCCAAGUUCAUAGCAGACAACUACAGCUCGGUAGAUGAGGUCAUUGCUGCAUUGAGAGAAGCUGGGCUUGAAUCAUCAAAUCUAAUUCUUGGCAUCGACUUCACCAAAAGCAAUGAAUGGUCAGGUAGGCAUUCCUUUGGAAGAAAAUCUCUGCAUGCCAUUAGUGGCACUCCAAAUCCAUAUGAGCAAGCCAUCUCUAUAAUUGGGCGAACACUAUCACCUUUUGAUGAUGAUAACUUGAUACCAUGCUUUGGAUUUGGUGAUGCUUCUACGCAUGAUCAUUCUGUCUUCAGCUUUUACCAAGAAAACCGUCCUUGCCGUGGUUUUGAGGAGGUUCUUGACAGAUACAGACAAAUUGUUCCACAUUUGAACCUUUCAGGACCAACUUCUUUUGCACCUCUUAUCUACGCGGCGAUGUCAGUUGUCGAAAGCAGUAACUGCCAAUACCAUGUCCUCGUCAUCAUAGCUGAUGGACAGGUGACCACUUCAACUUCAGGUGGAAGAUUAAGUCCACAAGAACAGGCAACUAUACAAGCGAUUGUUGAUGCUAGCUUCUAUCCUCUUUCAAUUGUGAUGGUGGGGGUGGGCGAUGGGCCAUGGGAUGCAAUGCAGCAUUUUGAUGACUGUAUUCCUGACAGAGCCUUCGACAAUUUCCAGUUCGUGAACUUCACUGGUAUCAUGUCAUCAAGCAAGGAUAUGUCAAAGAAGGAGGCCGCAUUUGCGCUUGCAGCGCUGAUGGAAAUACCCACCCAAUACAAAGCGACUCAAGGCCUCCGACCUCCAGAGAGGCACGCACAAAACGCCAACCCUCCGAGGAUCCUUCCCCCUCCCAGCAAAGUUCUUGAACGUGACAAUAUUGUCGCAGCUUCUCAUACUCCAGCCGCAACCUCGCAGUCAACCGACGUUGGCUACACCGUUUCGGAUGAAAAGGUAUGUCCCAUCUGCUUAACGAAUCCAAAGGACAUGGCUUUCCAAUGCGGCCAUCUGACAUGCAAGGAAUGCGGGCCAACGCUAUCGACAUGCCCCUUGUGCCGCGCGCCAAUCACUGUCCGUGUAAGGCUCUUUUCAUAAAGAUGAUGCAGACUUCUGGAAGUGAAGAAUCAGCCAUUCAUGCAAUAUGUUAUCGGCAGUAAUCAAGGAGCAAGAAGUUGGGCGGGCAAGGAGAUAUGUACAUGUUCAUAAAGCUUUACUGUAUAACAUGUCCAGCGCCAACUGUUUCGGCUGUCUGAGUCUGAUGAAUAAUUUCCAUCACCUCUUGUGCAGUUUAUUCCUGUCAUCUUGUAAAAAAAGUAGCAGCAGUAGUCGUAGUUGAAAAUCGUGUUUUCCUGUAAAACCUAAAUGAAUCAAUACUUCCUCCGUUUUUAUUUA
Molecule: messenger RNA, 1670 nt
Organism: Triticum urartu
Lineage: Eukaryota; Viridiplantae; Streptophyta; Magnoliopsida; Poales; Poaceae
Product: E3 ubiquitin-protein ligase RGLG3-like
Biological process (GO): protein ubiquitination
Cellular component (GO): nucleus
Molecular function (GO): ubiquitin-protein transferase activity
Source: RefSeq, a predicted model, not a curated record